Messenger RNA from Leptopilina boulardi, 3252 nucleotides. RefSeq lists its product as uncharacterized. The coding region runs from base 220 to 2112 and encodes 630 amino acids. Gene Ontology annotation, cellular component: nuclear membrane. Gene Ontology annotation, biological process: nuclear migration along microtubule. The record is from RefSeq and is a predicted model, not a curated record. NCBI's taxonomy places the organism in Eukaryota, Metazoa, Arthropoda, Insecta, Hymenoptera, Figitidae. The transcript is spliced from 6 exons. Gene Ontology annotation, molecular function: actin filament binding; lamin binding.
UAUUUUGUGUUUGUCAGUCAAGAGUAAAAUUACCAUAAAUAUAGGUUAUUUUUAAUUCUUAAAAUUUGUAUAUAUUUAGGAAGAUAGUAAUAACUAUAUACAUAUAUACGAAAUGUCUAAAAAUAAAGAAUCGUAGCUAAUUUUCUGCAAAUAGAGUUUAUUAUUAACAUUAUAUAUAUACAUAUAUAUGUUAUUUACAUUUUUGCAUUAUUUUCAAUUAUGGACUUGGAUCAAGAAUUGUUGAUAAAUUUCGCGCCAAUUCUUUUAAUAUUUGUUUUCACGAUUGCUAUAUUGUUGACUAUAUUUUAUAAACUUAUUAAAAUUCGGCGUCCUAUUAAAGUGAACUGUUGGUUUUGCAAUUAUAAUGUAAAAAUUUGGAGAGACGAAGUGAAUUGGUGGCUUUGUCCAUUUUGUACACAGUACAAUGGUUUUUCAAAGGAUGGAGAUUAUAAAUAUAUCAUUCCAGAACAAAGAAAAAUGCCUCACACUCCUAAAUUUUACGCUAUUCGCAAACCUUCUAAAACAAUGGCUUACAAAAAUUACCUCUGUACUUUUUGUAAUAGCAAUGAGGAACUCAAAUUAUUAGAAUUUCGUAAAUUUGAGGAAAUAAAUUCAAAACGAUCAGAAAAUGAAAUACAGGACUUUAAACAAAAUAUUGAAGAGAAGUAUCCAUUAUGUUUCAGAUGUAAACAAAUUGUAAAUAAUGUUUUACAUAAGCAAUCAUUAUGGCUUACGCGUUAUAAAAUGAUGGUAUUCAAACAAAAACCUGUAAAAUUAAUUUUACAUAAUAGAUACAGAAUUGCAAAGGUUUCUCGAAUUCUUUUGAUAAUUAUAGUCAUUGCAAUCAUAUAUAAUCAUACACUUUGGCCAUUGUCUACUUUUGGUAUAUUGUUGCAAUUAGGAAUUUGUUUAAUUGAAUCUCAAUAUGAUAAACAAGAAAUAUUUCUAAUAAUAUUGUGGAUAUGGAUAAGUGUUUUGACAACCUUCAAUGAAUACUUUUCAAAGACUGAUUUAAUUAUUUUAUGCAUAUCAUUAAAUUGUAUCCUUAAACAUUUUAUUAUUGCACUGGGAUCGAUUAUAGGAUUUAUGAAUGUAAAAACAAAGUCAUUUAGAAUGUCAAGGAAAAAUUUAACAUUUAAAAAGUUGGACACUUCUCCAAAUAAUUCCGAGUCAGAGGCACAUUUUAUAUCAUCUGGACUUUCAUCUUUUACUAUAUCGUCAUCAUCAUCAUCAUCAUCAUCAUCAUCUUUGAAAGCAUUAAAAGUGUCUAAUGAAUCUGAAAAUUUGUCAGAAUCUACAGUGCCUACUAAUUCUUCACAAAUACUAAAAAAUAAUCCAUCUUAUUUCAAUCAAUUCUCAAUUGCUAAUUGUAAUGAAGUGGAAAAUUUAGCAUUUAGUGAUAGUAUAAACAAUUUAAGUACACUAUCAUUAAACCAAGAUUAUCCGGAAAAGUUGGUGAAGACAUCAAAUAUAUUUGAAACGAAAACAUACAGUACAUCCAGCUCAGAAUUAUUUAGUAAAUAUAAUAUGGUCAAUAAGAGCAGUAAAAAAUCUAUUUUAACACCUUCUAAAUUAAAAUCUAUAGCCGGAUCUUGGAUGGCGGAUGGAUACUGGCAAGAUGGAAUUGAUCCGUCAUUGUUAUCAAGAUCAUCAAGUCAAAGUUCCUGCCUUGGAUCUACAGGAUUCAAUGUUGAAUCCUCAAGGGAGACACCUGUUUAUAAUGACUUUGAUCAAUGCUCCAUUGCCUCAGGUACGAUGCAAUGUUGUUGCUCUUCUCAUAAACUGAGUCAAGUUGCUUUAAAUACCAAUUGUCGUUACAAUUCUUCAUUUAAUCGACCAGCAAGUCAUAUUUACAACCAAUUAACUGAUUUUACACAUAAUCAAACUUCAUUCAAUAAUUCUUUGCCGUUGAUGCAUUUGCAAGUAAACAAUUCCCCAGUUCACGAUCAAUACAUGAAGCUUUCAGAAAAUGUAAUUAACCACAUGCAACAACCACCAGUUUAUUCGGGGCAUACUACUGUGAUAACUAGUCCAUUUUGGUUACCAUUACUUCUGUGUUACUGUACCUUGAUAGUUAAUAUUAUAUUAUUGUGUGUAGUUUUAUUACGUUAACGUUAAAUUUCCAUUUUUCGUUUCUCAAAAUUAGAAUGGAAGUACAUUGUCAAUAUUAUUAAUUUUUAUUAUUAAAAUAAAAAAGUGUCAAUAUUAGAGGUGUGCAAAUGACCGAAUUUUGUCAAUUUGCACACCUUUAAUAACAAUAUACGUAUGAUAACAAAACGAUUUAUUUUGUAAAGAUUGUUGACUUUCUAUGUGAUUACCGGUUUUUGGUAAGUCACUAAAAAAUAGCUCAAAUUUAUCGCUUUUCCAUUAAAGAAAGAAAAAAUUAAAGUUCAAGUUGGUUUGACAUACUUAUUUAAAAACAGUUUCAUUGUUAUUUUUAAAAAUUUAUAAUUUAAUUUUUCUUUUAUAACUUUACUAUUAUGUUAUACCUACAACAAAAUUUAUGUGACUAAUUUAGAAUACCAGUAUGUUGACAACUAAAUUAAAGAGAGGGAAAAAUAUAUUUGUGGUUUUAAAAUAUGUCGGUUAUUAAAAAUUAAAAUACACUUUUAUGUACCAAUAAAUUUAGUACAAAAUUUUUAAGUCUUUAUUUUAAAGACCAAUUUAACUAAGUUUGGCUUAAUUAAAAAAAAAAAUAAUUUUUUUUUGAACUUAAAGUAUGUUUUCAGUAACUAGAUUGUUAAACGAGUUACCUCUAUACUGAGGUUCUAGGUUUUAUACAAAUAUAGUUUUGUUUCUUAAUUAUUAUUGAGAUUUUAUUCCUUUAAGUUAUUUAACAAUAUGUAAUAAUGAUUUAGGACAUUGAGAUUUUCAUGUCUAAUUUGAAAGCAAUGUAACAGUAAACAAAUCCUUCUUAAAUGAUCUAAACUUAUUUCAACCCAAUUAAUUAAAUCUAAGUUUUACACUUUAAGUUCUUGUAAUGUUAUAAUAAGAAACAAUAAUAAGUUUCUGUUAAUAUUAAUACUGCCCUGAAUAUUGAUAGGAACAUACAUUAUGAGUUUAAUAUUAAAUAGUAAACUUUUAAAAUAAAAACAUGUACAAAAUGUAGGUAUAAUAUACAUAUAGUUUAAAUAAAGUCUUUCCAGGUUAUAGGUGAUAGCCGAGUUUACUGUUUAUAUGUAUAUGUACUAUAGUACACAAAAGUUAAUAUAGAUAAUCCAAAUAUGAAAUAAAUCUCAUUUUAACUAACUA